Molecule: messenger RNA, 1131 nt
Organism: Ostertagia ostertagi
Lineage: Eukaryota; Metazoa; Nematoda; Chromadorea; Rhabditida; Trichostrongylidae
Source: the annotation of a GenBank genome assembly
UAUCACAAAGCAGGUCGCGAUCAGGAAGCAUUACGGGUACUGGAACAGCUUACUGGUAAUGCUGUCGAUGAGAAUCGUUUUGCUGAUGCCGGGUAUUAUCACUGGCUUUUGAGUAUGCAAUAUCUUGAAAGGUCCAAAGAUAAUCCUUCCCUCAUCCCGAAGUAUCAUGCAAGUGCAAAACUAGCUGAAAUGUACUACGCUUACGAUGCUGUUUUCCUCUACUGCAAGAAAUCUGCCGAGGUCUGCCUCAAUGCGGAAGACCUGGCGCGCCUGGAAAAAGGUCAGGUGGUGGUACUUCAUCUACCGCCGCCCUUGAAAACACGGUUUCUUUUCAAUCAAAUGCCUUCGAUAUCAGUUUCGAAAUGCCCAUCGUGUAAUAAGAACCAACCUUUUACACGACACAGUCCUGAGACUCUGCUAAACAUGGCCAGAUACCUUGCUGCUCAACAACCCGUACCGAAUAUUUCGCAAGUGCUUAUUUGCUACACCAUAGCUCGUAUAGGACGUGAACUUGGUGCCUACAAGCUGGCACGUGAUACUCUUGAUCGUUUGGGGAGCUUACGAGUGCCACCACGUCUUCAGCGUGAUGUAGAACUGAUGACGGUGAACAUCAGAGCCAAACCGUUCUCGGAUGCUGACGAUCUGUUACCUGUAUGUCACAGAUGUGGAUUCAACAACCCCCUCACAUGCGGAAUGAACUGUAUCCACUGCAAGACGGCGUUUGUACAUUCGUUUGCUACGUUUGAAAUUCUACCUCUCGUGGAGUUCACCGUGGAUCCGAAUCUGCCUAUUGACGAGGCGGUCAAGUUGGUCGAAUCGGAGCCACCAUUGACGGAGUCUAACUUCAAUCCUUUCCAAACUGCAUCGAAGAAAUCAGCCGAGGUCUGCCUCAAUGCGGAAGACCUGGCGCGCCUGGAAAAAGGUCAGGUGGUGGUACUUCAUCUACCGCCGCCCUUGAAAACACGGUUUCUUUUCAAUCAAAUGCCUUCGAUAUCAGUUUCGAAAUGCCCAUCGUGUAAUAAGGUGUUUCACAGUGAUGACUUUGAAAUGGCGGUCUUACAAGAAGGGCAUUGUCCAUUUUGCCGAAGCGUGCAGGAGCGAUCGGAUAACCCUUAUCUCAUAGAUGAAAGC